This is a messenger RNA of Chroicocephalus ridibundus (black-headed gull), 2326 nucleotides long. It is a transcript of the gene HROB, whose product is annotated as homologous recombination factor with OB-fold. Bases 170 to 2068 code for a protein of 632 amino acids. The record is from RefSeq and is a predicted model, not a curated record. The transcript is spliced from 9 exons. NCBI's taxonomy places the organism in Eukaryota, Metazoa, Chordata, Aves, Charadriiformes, Laridae. Gene Ontology annotation, biological process: recombinational repair.
ACCGGGACCGGGACCGGGACCGGGACCGGGACCGGGACGCACGUUUGGGGUCCUCGUGGGGUGGGCCCGGCCCAGUGGGAGGUUUGGGGUCUCUGGGGAGGGGGUGGGGCGAAGUCUCCGCCAUGGGGCCCUCGGUGUCUCCCCCGGCCCCCGCGGGCUGGGCCGGGCGAUGGGGGUGCGGGGUGUCCCCUGGAGGGGGGGGGAGCGGUGGGACAGGGUGGCUCUGGGAUCCCCGCAGGGUGGGGGGGGCCCCCAUGACCAGCCCCUCUCUGGCUUUAUCCUCCUUCCGCAGGCCUGUCGCCUCCAGAAGCUGUUUGGGGCUGACGGGGACCUGGCAGACGAGGAUUUCCUCUCUGCCGUGGAGGACGCAGAAAACCAGUUCAUGGUCCCUGCUCCAAUUCAUGGGCAGCCCCCGGCCCCCGGCCAGCAGCCUCUCCACCCCCUGGGACCCCAGCUGGGUCACCAUUCUGGUAAUCCCCCCAGCCUGCGGCCCAUCACUGGGCAGGGGGAGCAGCCCAUGGGCUGCCAGGGAACCCCGGCCGGAGGGACAGCCCCUCAGGAUGAGCUGGACAAUGACCUCUUCCUGGCUGCCUGCAUGGAGCUGGAGGGUCCCAAGCUGCCGGCGGGGACCAGUGCUGCCUGGCCAGCCCCCGGGCAGUGGAAGAAGCCCCCCCAGACACACACGGGGCAGGAGAGCCCUCAGGAAUGGGCAGCCCCCAAGAAGCUGCGGGUGGGAGAGGAGCUGGUCUCUCCCAGCUCCGGAGGGGUGGAGGGCAGGCAGGACCCCCUGCCCACCCUACAGGCAGCUCCCAAACUGGUGCUGCGGCCCAGCACAGCCAGUGCCUGCCCCCCUGGGCCCCCCACCCCUCUGGGAAAGCCGGGUGGCUUGUGUGGCUUUGUCCCCACUCCCGGGGGUCCAGCCCUGAGGCCUUUCCAAGCAUCCCCGUACCAGCCAGGAGUGAGUGGCUCCUCCGUGGGGCUGCAGGUGCCCCGGACCCCCAUGGCACAGGCUCCCCGGCAGAGCUGCCCCCCACCCCAGUGGCCCCCCACCAACCCAUCAGCCUUGAUGAGCUGCGUGGAGCCCGUGCCGAGGCAGCCGCUGCAGCCAGCUCCGGCCAGCCUGCAGACCCCAGUGGUCACCAACCACCUGGUGCAGCUGGUGACGGCAGCCAGCAAAGCGCCCGGGGCCACCCCUCGACUCCCACCACAGGGGAAGACUCGCCGGUUCCCAGGGCCUGCCGGGAUCCUGCCCCAGCAGCACACUGGGAAGCUCCUGGAGGAGAUCCUGGUUUCUGCUCCCCAAACUCCAGCUCAUGGGGCUGUGGCAAAGCCACGAACAGAGGGACUGCCCAGCUCCUCACCGCCCACGGAAGAGGAUUUCGGGAAGGGCCCCUGGCUUGCCAUGAAGAUGGAGCUGGGGCUGGAUGAGAGAGACCCAAGCUGCUUUCUCAGGACCUACAGCGUGGUCAUGGUGCUGCGGAAGGCAGCCUUGAAGCAGCUCCCCAAGAACAAGGUCCCCAGCAUGGCGGUAAUGAUCAAGACCCUGACCAGGACCAACGUUGACGCUGGUGCUGUGUUCAGGGACCCGACCGGAGAGAUGCAGGGCACGGUGCAUCGCCUGCUGCUGGAAGAGAGACAGAGCGAGCUCAAACCCGGCUCGGUGCUGCUCCUGAAGCAGGUGGGCGUCUUCUCCCCAUCCCACCGCAACCACUACCUCAACGUCACUCCCAAUAACCUGCUCAAGAUCUACCCACCGGAGCCCGAGGGCAGCUUUUCGCAGCCCUUGUCAGCACAGCAGCAGGUUCCUGCCCAGGCUGAGCUACUCCGAGACCACCCUGCCCAGCCCCUCCGGGGUGUCCCUGCACCUCAGGACUGGGGACAGUUGAGGACGGGCAGCCACAGCGCAGAACAGUCUCCUGGGGGCUUCUUCCUGCACCCGCAGAGCCCCAGGCCCAGGCGAGAAGAGCCGGUGGGAGCUGACGGCUGCGACAUGGAUGACCUGGACGGGCUCCUGGGGGAGCUGCCUGAGGACUUCUUCUCUGCUCCAGCCCAAGCUGACUGCUGCUGACAUGGCCGUGGGGCCAGGGAGACGGUUACUGCUGGCACAGUCUGGGCUGCACCAUGGCCUGGUGAGGAUGCCCAGGAAGCAGGCGAUACACCGCUUGCUCCUUUCUCUGUAUGUCUGUUGUGUUUGUUCUGGAGCUGAGAGCUACGGGGACGUGGGGAGUCCCAGGUGGACAUGGCCUCAGCGCCUGUCCUUGCUCCUCUGGGUAGGCCAGCCCCUCUCGGCUCCCAAACCUGCAUUAAAGGGCUGUUUUGUCCCUGC